AUGAAGACUCUGCCUCAGAAGCCAUUAAGGAACAAAGCCACAGCUCUGUACUACCCCAUGGCCAUGGGCCUCAACAAGGGCCACAAAGUGACCAAGAACAUGAGCAAGCUGAGGCACAGCCACUGCCAUGGACGCCUCACCAAGCACACCAAGUCCCUAAGGGACAUGAUCUGAGAAGUAUGAGGCUUUGCCUCAUAAAGGCAGAGCAUUUGGGACACGCUCAAGUUCUCCAAGGACACACAGGCCCUCAAGUUCAUCAAGAAAAGAGUGGGGACACACAGCCAUGCCAAGAGGCAAGAGAACCUGAGUGAUGCCCUGGUUUCCAAGAGGAAAGCAGCUGCCAAGGACUGA
Messenger RNA from Orcinus orca (killer whale), 351 nucleotides. RefSeq names its product 60S ribosomal protein L36-like. Gene Ontology annotation, cellular component: cytosolic large ribosomal subunit; ribosome. The record is from RefSeq and is a predicted model, not a curated record. The transcript has a single exon. NCBI's taxonomy places the organism in Eukaryota, Metazoa, Chordata, Mammalia, Artiodactyla, Delphinidae. Gene Ontology annotation, biological process: cytoplasmic translation. Gene Ontology annotation, molecular function: structural constituent of ribosome.